Nerophis ophidion (straightnose pipefish) is the source of this 2049-nucleotide messenger RNA. Its product is annotated as pleckstrin homology domain-containing family A member 1-like. Gene Ontology annotation, cellular component: cytoplasm; membrane. Gene Ontology annotation, molecular function: PDZ domain binding. Bases 162 to 1070 code for a protein of 302 amino acids. The record is from RefSeq and is a predicted model, not a curated record. The transcript has 12 exons. NCBI's taxonomy places the organism in Eukaryota, Metazoa, Chordata, Actinopteri, Syngnathiformes, Syngnathidae.
GCAGUCUGUGCAGCACUGGGGGAAAAACCGGAAGCGGAAGUGUGAGUUGGUGAGCGGCAGGGAGUUUCACGCUGCUCGGAGUGAGCUGCCAGGUGGACUCGGACGGAGCCAAACUUCCUACCUGUGAUGUCACAGCGUGGGUGGUGCCUGCAGAUGUCGUCAUGCCGUACGUAGACCGACAGAAUCGCAUCUGCGGCUUCUUGGACAUUGAGGAGAUGGAGAACAGUGGCAAGUUUCUGCGCCGCUACUUCAUCCUUAGCACGGAACAGCGCAACCUGCUGUGGUAUAUGGACAACCCACAGAAUCUUCCGGAAGGAGCAGAAAAUGUAGGCUCUCUCAACCUCUCCUACAUCUCCAAGGUGAGCGAUGCCACCAAAACGAGGCCAAAGACUGAGUUCUGCUUUGUUAUAAACGCAGCAAUGAGGAAGUUCUACCUGCAGGCCAACGACCAACAAGACUUGGUGGAAUGGAUCGCUGCUCUCAACAAUGCCACCAAGAUAACUGUGCCAAAGGUCAGCGUAGCUAUGGCGGCAGACACCCAACAGGAAGUCCUGGGAGUCUCCUACAAGACUGAAAUCAUUGGAGGAGUGCCCAUCGUCACGGCUACUCAGGAACGGGGCGAGGGGCAGGAUGGGGUAGAGCGUGGAGGUUUGAGGCGGGGCCACAACCAGUCACCUUACUUCCUGUCCAGAGAAGCACAAGACCAGGCCGUCAUCAAGGCGGGGUACUGUGUCAAACAGGGAGCUGUGAUGAAAACAUGGAAGCGCAGGUACUUUAUCCUGGAUGAAAACGCUCUCAGCUACUUCAAGUCUGACUUGGACAGGGGGGCACUGCGAGUCAUCCAUCUAAAGGACAUUCUUAAAGUCCAGGAGUGCAAACAGAGUGAGCUGAUGAUGAGGGACAACCUGUUUGAGAUUAUCACCAGCUCCAGAACAUUCUACUUGCAGACUGACAGUCCAGAUGAAAUGCACAGCUGGAUUAAAGCACUCUCCGGCGCCAUCGUGGCACAGCGGGGACCCGGCCGCUCCAUCAACACGUUUCCAUCACAUAUUGUAAAAACUGGCAGAUGAUCACUAACGUCGGUUGUAAGAGGUGCUGUGGAACAAGAAUAUUGCUUCACAGUUACAGAUAAGUCCUCAUGUUCUUGUCAAUCAGGUGUGUGAGGGCUGUUUCGUGGCUCAAACAUGACACUGCAAGUGUUUUACUUCCUCUCUUCUUGGCCUCUCCACAUCUCACCGCAUGAUGGUUUCGUUAUCAAGGCACAUGAUCAUCCACCAAACAUGGUCAAGCAGUCAAUUGUGUUCUCACAUGCGUCUAACCGGGCGUUUGUCCUGUACAUGUAUGCAGAUAUACGCCAUUCUGCAGCAGCCAUUAUAACAUGUAUGUGAUCCUGUUACUUUUCACCCCGUACUCACGGCACUGUGCUGACAACUGGAUUGGACACAGCAGGCAUUAGUGUUUGUAGUGUGCGUGACGACUGAAUGUUGUUAACGCGUAGUAAUUGUUGCCUGCCGCCAUUGUCAUCUUCUGUGACUCGUCAUUAUGUUAUCAACUCGAUUUUGGCUCAGAGGACUCUACUGUGAUGUCAUCUUAACCUGGGUUCGAUCGAACCCUGGGGGUUUGGUGAGCCAACCUCAGGGGUUCGGUGGAGGUCAAGAUACACCUGACUCAUCGUGUAAAUAAAAACUUCUCCCUAUCGGCGUAUUAUGGCUACAGCAACAGUAGAAGUCACACUGAUUUUGAGGUGUGUAAUUUGUUGUGAGUCCAUGUUGGUUUUGUUCUUUAAACAAGGUGAUGUUCAUGCAUGGAUCAUUUUGUGCACCAGUUGAAAAAAUAUACAACUUUGUCUUGAAUUUGAAAAUGUAUAUAUAUUUUUUUUACACUAAGGAAGGGUUCAGUGAAUGUGCACAUGAAACUGGUGGGGUUUGGUACCUCCAACGAGGUUAAGAACCACUGCACUAAAGUAAAUCCCAGUAACAUUAGUCAUGAAUGAAUGCAGUCUUUCAUCAUCCAUCCUAGUACAUCUAACCUCCGCCAUCUUUCUUUCUU